This is a messenger RNA of Drosophila bipectinata, 958 nucleotides long. RefSeq names its product thymosin beta cib (gene cib). Gene Ontology annotation, biological process: actin filament organization. Gene Ontology annotation, molecular function: actin monomer binding. Lineage: Eukaryota; Metazoa; Arthropoda; Insecta; Diptera; Drosophilidae. The record is from RefSeq and is a predicted model, not a curated record. Gene Ontology annotation, cellular component: cytosol.
CGCUCUCCGCUCAACUUUUCGCAGCAAUUCAAACUGAAAGUAACGCCGAGCCAAGACUUAGUGCGCUUCGCCAGGAAUCAAUCCGGGUAUUUUUUUCAGAAAGUGUCAAAUCAAAAUCCUAGUGUAUACCAAUAUAUAUAUACGAUAGUAUAUAUAUAUAUAUAAACCCACCCAGAUCCAGCUUCCUGUUUUUUUAAACUCCAAAACCAACGCCAAAAAAACCAAAUUUAAGAUGGCCGCCCCAGCUGCACCAGCCCUUAAGGACCUUCCCAAGGUGGCCGAGAACCUGAAGAGCCAGUUGGAGGGCUUCAAUACGGAGAAACUGAAGAAUGCCAGCACCCAGGAGAAGAUCAUUCUGCCCACCGCUGAAGAUGUGGCUGCCGAGAAGACCCAAAAGUCGAUCUUUGAGGGAAUCACGGCGUUCGAUCAGAACAACUUGAAGCACACGGAGACCAACGAGAAGAACCCGUUGCCCGAUAAGGAAGCCAUCGAGCAGGAGAAGGAGAAGAAUGAGUUCAUCGCCGGCAUCGAGAACUUUGAUGCGAAAAAGCUAAAGCACACCGAGACAAACGAGAAGAACGUGCUGCCCACCAAGGAGGUCAUCGAGGCCGAGAAGCAGGCUUAGAUCCGAUCCAUAUCCAGAUCCGAUCCGAUCCUUCCCGUCGUCGUCAUCGUUUAUAUUUCUCGUCUCGCCGCAUCUCUCACACUCUCUUACCACACGCUCUUUAUACGUAUAAAAUAUAUAUAUUCCUUGAUUUUUAACCCUCAAAAACUGCUAAAAUGCAUGAACCACCAUUCUGAAGUCAAAAGUCGGAAGUCGGAACGAGGAGUAUAACCCAGCCAGCUGGCGCACACUAGUGACGAAGUCGUGAUUUUGUGAUUGCUGCUGUUGCUCGGCACCUCGUCGCUUGCAAAAGUAUUUUUAUAUUUUAAUCGUAUUUCGUUUGUUUUAAAAAAG